UUCUCGAGCUCGAGCACUCGCUGUUCCCUUCUUUCUUGCUCCUCUUCCCCUCCCCGGCGGUUGGCUUCCCCCGCUUCUCUCAAAUCCCCACGCCACCACCAUCCCACCUCCCUCCGGCGAACACGCCACCGCGCGCUCCCACCACCGAAGCACGCCACCUCGAACGAACUUCCCCCCUCAGUAGCCGUCGGCCGUCCUCCUCCGCUCUACUCGGCUGGCGUCGCGCCGAGAUCCAUCCGGGGUCAGACCGGUUCCCGCUGUCGCUUACAGUGAACCCUGCAUUCUCAAUGUUCUCUCUGAGAUAGCAUGUCUGAACAACAGGACCAAGUUAGUAAAAGCUCCUGCUCAAGUAUUAGCACCAGUACUCAGGGGAGUGAGGAUGAUGGGACCGUCGAUGCACUUUUAACGGAAGCAAAGACCAAUGGGCGCAGCCUUGGGAAGCGGCUGUCCCACUUAGAUUCACUCCCGCAUACUCCUCGAGUUAAUGGAAAAAUCCCUGAUUUUAGUAAUGCAACCAUAGACCAUGAAUCAUUAUUGGAAAGAUUGGGCACUUAUGGCUUAGCUGAAUAUCAGAUAGAAGGGGAUGGGAAUUGCCAGUUUCGAGCUCUGGCAGAUCAGAUAUUCCGCAAUCCUGAUUACCACAGACAUGUGAGGAAGGCAGUAGUGAAGCAGCUAAAGGAAUUCAGGAAACACUAUGAAGGCUAUGUACCAUUGGACUACAAGGUUUACUUGAAGAAAAUGAAAAGAUCUGGGGAAUGGGGAGAUCAUGUGACCUUACAAGCGGCUGCAGACCGGUUUGGUGCCAAAAUCUGCCUGCUGACGUCGUUUAGAGACACAUGCCUGAUCGAGAUAGUCCCCAGGGAUGCCGCUCCUACAAGAGAGCUUUGGCUAAGUUUCUGGUGCGAAGUACACUAUAAUUCCUUGUAUGCCAAUGAAGAUCUUCCGACACGCAAGACCAAAAAGAAGCACUGGCUGUUCUAGGUAGGGUUCGCUGGUCGUUGGAUUCACCACUCCCCCCCUCAUUCUUGUGCACUCGGUCCAGCGGCAUCUGCAUGUAACCUUAUUUCAUACUGCUGAUGUUGUAAGCUGUAACCUGAAACGGACUCAUUCUAAUCUUUUAUGUAAAGUGGAAUGGUGAAAAUUCUUUAUUUCGGGGAAGAUGAGACAGAAAUAGCAGCUGUACAGUUUGUCUUGGUUAA
Molecule: messenger RNA, 1199 nt
Organism: Triticum aestivum (bread wheat)
Lineage: Eukaryota; Viridiplantae; Streptophyta; Magnoliopsida; Poales; Poaceae
Product: OVARIAN TUMOR DOMAIN-containing deubiquitinating enzyme 11
Exons: 10
Coding region: 307-981 (224 amino acids)
Biological process (GO): protein deubiquitination
Molecular function (GO): cysteine-type deubiquitinase activity
Source: RefSeq, a predicted model, not a curated record